This is a messenger RNA of Portunus trituberculatus (swimming crab), 4647 nucleotides long. Its product is annotated as lysosomal alpha-mannosidase-like. Gene Ontology annotation, molecular function: carbohydrate binding; alpha-mannosidase activity. Gene Ontology annotation, cellular component: lysosome. The record is from RefSeq and is a predicted model, not a curated record. Gene Ontology annotation, biological process: mannose metabolic process. NCBI's taxonomy places the organism in Eukaryota, Metazoa, Arthropoda, Malacostraca, Decapoda, Portunidae.
AGUGGCCGCGGGUGUCUUAAGGGAGGCGGCACAGCGUCCACCCUGCCAGACUGCCACUGUGCCCUGUGCUUGUGUGCUUGUGACAUCCACAUGCCACCGUCUUCCUCACACUUCCAUUUCACUGCCGCGUCUUGGAAGCAACUACACCUGUGAAGUGACGCCUCAACUUUCUUACAGUGCUGUGGGUGACCAGCCUGCCGGCCCAUACAGUGACGCAGUGAAGGGGAGGUGCUUACCAGAGAAGAGGAGUGACCCAAGAUGACCAGGCCACAAGAGUCCUGGCUGGUGGUGGUGGUCCUACUCCUGGCUGCUGCUGCCACCACACACCAGGCCAACCCGUCGUGCCACCCAGUGAAGGAAGGCAUGCUCAAUGUACACCUGGUCUGCCACACCCACGAUGAUGUCGGCUGGCUCAAGACAGUCGACCAGUACUUCUAUGGAGCACGUAACAGCAUCCAGCGUGCUGGGGUGCAGUACAUCCUGGACUCGGUGGUGGACGCGCUGAUCAAGAACCCGGACCGCAAGUUCAUCUAUGUGGAAUCUGCUUUCUUCUUCCGGUGGUGGGAUGAACAGACUCAGGAAAAGAAGGAGGUGGUCAAGAGUCUGGUCAGGUCGGGUCAGCUGGAGUUCAUUGGAGGCGGAUGGUGCAUGAAUGACGAGGCAACAGCUCACUACAACUCCAUCAUUGACCAGAUGACGCUGGGCCUGGUGAAACUCAACGAGACCUUCGGUGAGGCAGCCAGACCCACGGUGGCCUGGCAGAUUGAUCCCUUCGGCCACUCCAGGGAGCAGGCCAGCAUCUUCGCCCAGAUGGGAUUCGACGGUCUGUUCUUUGGCCGCCUGGACCACGAUGACAAGAGCCACCGCUGGGACACUCGCACCAUGGAGUUGAUGUGGCAGGGCAGCCAGAACCUUGGGGAAGCAGCCUGGCUGUUCACCGGAGUGCCCUCGCGUUACUCUCCUCCUGUUGGUUUCUGCUUCGACAUCCUGUGCUCUGAUGAACCCAUCAUGGACGACCCAAGACUCCAUGACUACAAUGUGGACAAAAAGGUGGAGAGCUUCCUGAAGAUAGCUAAGGCCCAGAGUGACGGCUAUGCCACCAAUCACAUAGUCAUGACAAUGGGUAUGGACUUUCAAUACCAGAAUGCCAACACCUGGUUUGUGAAUCUGGACAAGCUGAUCAGGUACGUCAACAAGCGUCAGACUAGUGGGUCAAAGGUUAACGUGCUGUACUCCACCCCGUCCUGCUACCUGUCAGCUCUGCAUGAUGCCAACCAGACCUGGACCUCCAAGACUGACGACUUCUUCCCCUACGCCUCGGGCAACCACUCCUACUGGACUGGCUACUUCACCUCACGGCCCACACUCAAACGCUAUGUCCGCCACACCAACACUGUCCUUCAGGCAGUGAAGCAGGUGGCUUCCCUGAUGGGGCUGGGUCGCACUGAGGGCUUGGAGACACUGAAGGAGGCAAUGGGUGUCCUGCAGCACCAUGACGCUGUGUCUGGGACAGAGAAGCAACAUGUGGCAGACGACUACAGUGAAAGGCUGGCAACUGGCACCACAGCAGCUCUAGGAGUGAUGGGACAGGCACUCGGCAAGUUGCAGCCAGUUGAGGCGUUGCUGAUGGAGAAGGAAAAGGAUGGGGGAACCAUUCACUUCUGCCCCUUGCUCAACAUCUCCAGCUGCCCUGUCACCGAGUCCUCCUCAGCCUUCAUCAUGACUGUGUACAACCCCAUUGCCCGCCCCAUCAGCCACUACGUCAGGAUACCUGUGCCCAGUGACACUGCCUACAAGGUCACUGACUACAAGGGUAAUGCAGUGAAGACCCAGCUAGUCCCCAUCCCCAAGCCAGUCCUGUCCAUCCCAGGCCGACACUCCACUGCUGGAUCAGAGCUCAUUUUCCAAGCCACAGACAUUCCACCACUGGGCUUCGUGCGCUUCCACAUUAAGCGCACAUCCAGUUACCGCGUCCUCCGCCACCAGAUGUCCCAGAUUCGCUCCCACGUACUCAGUGGAGACGACCCUAUUGAGCUGUCUGGGGAAGAGAAGAAAUUUGUCGUCUCAAUGGAUCCCAAGACUGGCCUACUUAAGAAGAUGGGAGCUGUGCAAUCCAGAGCUACUGAAGCAUCUCUUGUGAGCCAGACAUUCCUGGUGUACCCGGCCAUGGCAGGCAACAACACCAAAGAGCAGUACAGGGCGUCAGGAGCUUACAUCUUCCGGCCUAAUGUCACGGAGGCUAAGGAGAUUGCCAGCAAAGUCAACGUGAUCUCUGUGAAAGGGCCACUGGUGGAUGAAGUUCAUCAGGAGUGGGGACCAUGGGUGAGCCAAGCUAUUCGUCUCUAUGCCGGGUGCAGAAACCUAGAGAUGGAGUGGCUGGUGGGGCCCAUUCCUGUCAGGGACAAGAUUGGGCUGGAGGUGGUGAGUCGUGUGGAAUGGCCUGGCAUCACCACUGGUGACUUCUACACUGACUCCAAUGGAAGGGAGAUGCUGAAGCGUGUGAAGGACUACCGGCCCACCUGGCACCUGCACAACCUUGAGCCGGUCGCUGGCAAUUACUACCCAGUCAACUCUCGCCUUAUCCUGGGCAACAGCACAGGUCUGAGGGCGGCCAUCCUCACCGACCGCUCCCAGGGUGGCACGUCCCUCAACCCAGGACAGAUGGAGCUGAUGGUCCACCGGCGCCUCCUCCAUGACGAUGCCUUUGGGGUGGGUGAGCCUCUCAAUGAGACACAGUUUGGCGAGGGUCUGGUGGUGCGUGGCAAACACUACCUCAUCCACAGUAACCUUGCCACCCCUGAGUGCGACUUUGGCUGCCUGCACCGCACGCUGGGAGAGGAGCUGCUACUGCCGCCGCUCUAUGCCUUUGAAGAGACCGCCACCUCGGCACACACCUGGGCCAACAUGGCUGUCAACAAGUGGGGUGGCCUAGGGGUGAACCUGCCUCCUAGCGUGCACCUGCUCACCCUGGAGCCUUGGGGGGACAGUCGGCUGCUGCUGCGCCUGGAACACAUGUAUGAGAAAGGAGAGAGUGACACACGCAGCAGCCCCGUCACUGUGUCUCUCAAGGGCCUUCUGGCAGACUGGGCCAUCACUGGUGUGGAGGAAAUGAUUCUCUCAGCUAACCUGCACAAGAAGGACGAGCACCGACUCAAGUGGAAGGUGAAGACAACCAGCACAGCACAGGCGAGCCACAGCCAGCAGCACACCAGUAACAGUGUGCACCAGCAGGACCCACUCAGCGUGACUCUUGGUCCGAUGGAGAUCCGUACCUUUGUCCUGACAGUGAAGAAAGUAUCGUCAAGGUUCUAGGAAGGUUGAGGUAGGGUGAAUAUAGUAAAUAAGGCAAGGCAAAAGAAUGAAGAGGUACCCAGAAUUAUAUUGCAUGCUCUGACCAAAUUCAGACAAGGGGAGAAGAGUUUGCCUCAAUAUCAGACAUCUCUUUUUGUGUUGAGAAAGCAGUUCAGUGGUAUACACUUCAGUGCUUGCUGCUAAAAGGGGACAUUUAUGAGUCUGUGCUUGUCAUCUGAUGUGGAGCCCUUUAUUUCUUUUCAUUCCCUUCUCUCUUAUAAUUGACUUGUGUACUCCUGCAUUUGAUGUGGGAACUUCACUUCUUGUAGUUCAUUCCUUUCUUGUACUUUGGUUUGCUUCUGUUUUGAGUAUCUGGGAAGCUCUGCUCCAGACUGUGUUGCUGAUGUUACCCACUACUGAGCCAGGCUACUGCUGUGACUGGCUGGCCACAGAGACUUGCCUUUAUAUUCCAAACAUGUCACAAAAAACAAAAAUGUACUGAGAUUGUAUGCUCUAUUUUUAAUACUACUACUAUUAGAAAGGAUUUUAUAUAAUGUAGACUUUAAUAUAUUGAAUUAUAUUUGUAUCGGUUAACUUGUUAUUUAAAGUUUUUAAAGUUUAAUUUUAUAUAUAUAUAUAUAUAUAUAUAUAUAUAUAUAUAUAUAUAUAUAUAUAUAUAUAUAUAUAUAUAUAUAUAUAUAUAUAUAUAUAUAUAUAUAUAUAUAUAUAUAUAUAUAUAUAUAUAUAUAUAUAUAUAUAUAUAUAUAUAUAUAUAUAUAUAAAUGAUACCAGUGUUUUGAAAGGUUGUUGUUUAACCAAUAGUUAAUGUUUAAUGUAAUGGUGUUUAUUUACAGUCCAGAUUGUGAAUGAGAAUAAAACAGUUUGAAGAGCAUAGUAUGAUUCAUUGAUGGUGUGUACUGAGGGAAGGUUGUGAAUGGGGCCAAUCUUUCUCCCUUAACGGACAACUUUGGCUUUAACUUCCUUAAUUAAACAUGAUAGACACUUUAUAAUUAUACAGGUAUAGAUUUUUAAGACUUGAUUUAGGAUCCAAGAACCACAUUAUGAAAAGUUAGUGAUAGUCUAAGAAGCAACUAAAUAAUGAAUUUAUAUACAUACACUGUACAAGCCAGAAAAAUCCCGCUGGUGGGAUGCUUGUAUCAAAAGUGUGAAGCCAGGAAGGAACUGUAGGACGCAUGAGUAAGUGCAUCUUGAAGAGUUGUAAUUCCUUCUCAAAACACUUGGCUGACUUUGUUGUGAAUUACUGUGGACAAAAUAUGCAUUAUUUGUUGAAGUCUUAACAAACCUGUAAAUGCCUCUUUUGUAUAAUCUUUGGAUCAUUAAAAAAAGCUUAGUUCU